Messenger RNA from Cladophialophora psammophila CBS 110553, 1524 nucleotides. RefSeq lists its product as uncharacterized. The record is from RefSeq and is a predicted model, not a curated record. Gene Ontology annotation, molecular function: metal ion binding; RNA binding. Gene Ontology annotation, biological process: box C/D snoRNP assembly. Gene Ontology annotation, cellular component: nucleus. Bases 1 to 1524 code for a protein of 507 amino acids. The transcript has a single exon. NCBI's taxonomy places the organism in Eukaryota, Fungi, Ascomycota, Eurotiomycetes, Chaetothyriales, Herpotrichiellaceae.
AUGUCGAGCCAGCCCUUCACCUUCCCUCCUCCGCCUCCGCCUCCCAAGCGAACCGAAGGCGCGUCCCAGCCAACCCAAGCCUUUCAGAACAGCAGGGGGUCGUUUAGAGGGGCUCAUUCUUACAGAGGAAAUACAAGAGGCGGUCGUGGAGGACAUGGAAGUUAUCGUCCGGGACCCACUACCUCAUCCGCGGUGUACGGCCAGAGUGUGUCCCAUAAACCCUUAAACAACGGUCCACAACGGGGUGGUUUUCUCAACCCGCCACAGAAGCGGGAUCACAACACUGCAUUCCACCCGGGCCACCAACAUCGUCCGCGUCCUACAGCUGCGCCCGCGGUACCUAGCUUCAAUGCCACAAUCGAACACCUUCUGGCCCGCAGGCCGUCUAGUGAACAAACUAGCCAGAACUCACCGGAACCAAAGAAAGUAGAGCCCAAGAAACACAACCUCCUUGGAUUGACUCCCGCAAAAUUUGACCAAGAUUCGGAUCCAGAAGACGACGAAGAUGAAGAACAGCGCCUGGCGAACAAGACGACGCCAGGCGUGGGUAGUUAUAUGUUCGAAUAUAACGGCCAUCCUCUCGCUCUCCGGACUCGAGAGGAGAUAUUAAGUUGGCUUGCAGAAAGAAAACGGCGAUUCCCUACACAAGCGAGGAUAGAGGCGGCAAAGAAGGAGGCCGAAGAGAAGAAGAGAAAAUGGGAGGAAGAGCAGAAGGCGAAACGGGAGGCCAGAAAAGAGGCUCUAGCCAAAAGAGACCAAGAAAGAGCUGAAAAACAAAAGGCAAUUAGAAAAGCGAAACAAGCACGCGAGCAGGAGCGGAGGCUUGACAGGGACGACAAGACCGAAAAUAUGGAUGCUACCGCUCGAGCAAAAUUAAAGGCCGAUAAGCUACGAAAAAGAGCUCUGAAGGCGCAGCAGGAACUAGAGAAGGCGGAGGAAGCAUUGCGGCUUGCUGAGACGAAAGAGAAUACUUCGGUAUCUCUGAGCGGCGCCACGGGACCCAGUCCAUCUCCUACCACAGAAGCCGCCGACGUCUCGUCCAACUCGGAUCUCACAGACUCAGAAGCGACCUCGUCCUCUGGCUCAUCCAUAACUUCUGGCUCAGACUCCGGCACAGAUUCGGAUGCUAGCUCGGAUUCCGAUUCUAGCCCAGAAAUCACGAGCAGUAAACAGGUGUCUCGUGCUCAUCCCUCUCUUCGACCAGGGCCGCGAACGGCAAGAGGGCGAAUGCCUCAGCCCUGCAAACACUUUGUUAAGUACAAAACUUGCAAAUGGGGUUCAAGCUGCCGCUAUUCGCAUGAUUUGCCUCGAAAGAACGGGAGAAGCGAUACAGGAGCACGCAUGAGCCAGGGCGAGAAUUUGACAACUACCACUGCUGGCAACGUGCGGAGAAAAGGACUGUGGCAAGUCAUGGUCGAGAAGGAAAGAGAAGAGAGUAGGAAACGCCUGCUAGCUGCCAUCAUUACGCUGGGCGAGAGAGGACUGCUAGAAAAUCCAUUACAGAAGGCGGAUGAUACUGGAUAA